AUGGCUUCUCUGUUCAAGGAGCAAGCAAAGCUCUCGGCUUAUCGAGAUAGGAGAUUCUCAGGAACGCAAGAGGAGUUCGACGAGGCGCUGAGGACAUCUUCGACUGUUUACAUUGGCAAUGUGUCCUUCUACACAACCGAAGAACAGAUUUACGAGCUUUUCUCAAGAGCAGGAGAGAUCAAAAAGAUCAUCAUGGGACUGGAUAAGAACACAAAAACGCCCUGUGGCUUUUGUUUCGUCUUGUUCUACUCGAGAGAGGACACAGAGGAUGCAGUGAAGUAUAUAAGUGGGACCAUUCUUGAUGACAGGCCGAUUCGUGUGGAUUUUGAUUGGGGAUUCCAAGAAGGAAGACAAUGGGGACGUGGUAGAAGCGGUGGUCAGGUUCGAGAUGAAUACCGUACAGAUUACGAUCCUGAUAUCCUUUUAAAGGAACUGGAAGCACAAAGGCAGCUCGUGGAUUACGGUACUGGCUCAUUGGGAUCGUAUGCCCCAGCUGCACAAUCGAAUUAUGGAAGGCGUGGAGGUUAUGGCCAAGGAGGAACAAAUCGCCAUGGAAGAGGUGGAGGAGGAGAUUACAAUCGGAAAAGGCAAAGAGAUGAUGAUAGGUAUGGACGUGACAACUCAAGAAGAAACUCAGACCAGGAGCCUAGGAGAGACGCUGAUAAUGACAUGAGACCGGAGAAGAACCCACGAUUCCGUGAGAGCGGUGACUCCGACGAUGACGGUGAAGAUGAUCGGAAGAGAAGAUCUUAG
Microthlaspi erraticum is the source of this 753-nucleotide messenger RNA. NCBI's taxonomy places the organism in Eukaryota, Viridiplantae, Streptophyta, Magnoliopsida, Brassicales, Brassicaceae. The record is from the annotation of a GenBank genome assembly.